This is a messenger RNA of Nestor notabilis (Kea), 933 nucleotides long. RefSeq names its product coiled-coil domain containing 166 (gene CCDC166). The transcript has a single exon. The coding region runs from base 1 to 933 and encodes 310 amino acids. Lineage: Eukaryota; Metazoa; Chordata; Aves; Psittaciformes; Psittacidae. The record is from RefSeq and is a predicted model, not a curated record.
AUGGCAUCCAAGACAAAGGAGAUGAAACAAGACACCACACGUGCUGGGAAAAAUAAGCAAGAAAUAACAACCAAGAAUGGAGAUACAUGCAGAGGAGUAAGUGACAUGGAAAUACUUGCCCAAGAGAGAAAAUCAUACUUGCAGAAGGAAUACAAGGUUGUUACUGAACAUAUGAACACAUACGUGGGAAGGAUGGAGUAUUUCCUGCAGGAAAAUAAAUUCCUAGAAAAGGAAGCCCAACAGAAUCAGGAGGAGGGCAACACUUACCUCUCUUACAUAAAAAAACACAGCCAGAAGUGCCAGGAUCUGAUAAUAACAUUAAAUGACCAGAAUCACGCUGAUCUGUCUGAAGCUGGGAUGCAGAAAGAAAAGCUCAUCUCACAGUACAUGGAAAAAGAAAAGGAUGUAAGGAGCAAUCUGACGUACAUGGAGUCAAAGUACUCUCUUCUGAGCAAGGAGGUUGAAGACCUGAAGCCUUUCAAUGACCCAUCUUAUCGGAAGGAACAGAUAGAAAAGAUUAAAGAGCUGGAGAAGGAACUGCUGGUCACAAAGAUACAGCAUUCAGAUGAAAUGCACAAAAUCAAGAGCAGAUUUCUGCAGGCUAAGGCUGACUGUAAGAUGAACUUUCAUCAGAAGAUCCAGGUUCUCACCAAGAGAGCAGAAGCAGCAGCAAUACAAUCUCUAAUUCAGCAUAUCAAACAAGUAAAAGCAGAGAAUUGGCAUCUGCGGCAGGAAUUGCUCAGACUCAUCCAAUACUCAAAAAUCCUUAAAGAAACCAAAGUUCAUCUGAGAGAGCAGCAAGAGCAGCUUCUUCGGGAGAACCAGUACAUUCAGGACAUGGCACACGCACGCCACCGUUUACACCAGCAGGAGGUGCACAAUACAGCUGGUGAAACCUACAGGUCUCACAGCCUGUUCAGAUGUACCCAUUAA